Penicillium nucicola is the source of this 1605-nucleotide messenger RNA. RefSeq names its product RNA-binding signal recognition particle subunit SRP54. The transcript has 2 exons. Gene Ontology annotation, cellular component: cytosol; signal recognition particle, endoplasmic reticulum targeting. NCBI's taxonomy places the organism in Eukaryota, Fungi, Ascomycota, Eurotiomycetes, Eurotiales, Aspergillaceae. Gene Ontology annotation, molecular function: ATP hydrolysis activity; GTPase activity; endoplasmic reticulum signal sequence receptor activity. The record is from RefSeq and is a predicted model, not a curated record. Gene Ontology annotation, biological process: SRP-dependent cotranslational protein targeting to membrane; SRP-dependent cotranslational protein targeting to membrane, translocation. The coding region runs from base 1 to 1605 and encodes 534 amino acids.
AUGGUUCUUCAAGAUCUAGGGCGGCGUAUUAACGCCGCCGUCAAUGACAUGACGAGGUCCAAUAACCUUGACGAGAAGGCCUUCGAUGAUAUGAUCAAGGAAAUUUGCGCUGCCCUCCUCUCCGCCGAUGUCAAUGUCCGUCUUGUCGGCACUCUCCGCAAGUCGAUCAAAGCCAGUGUCAACUUUGCCUCCCUCCCAGCUGCCGUCAACAAGAAGCGACUGAUCCAGAAGACCGUCUUCGACGAGCUGGUGAAGUUAGUCGACCCCCACGCAGAUUCCUUCCGUCCCAAGAAGGGUCGCUCAAAUGUGAUCAUGUUCGUUGGUUUGCAGGGUGCGGGUAAGACGACGACAUGUACAAAGCUCGCCCGCCACUACCAGACACGUGGGUUUAAGACGGCGCUGGUCUGCGCGGAUACCUUCCGUGCUGGUGCCUUCGAUCAGUUGAAGCAGAACGCCACCAAGGCAAAGAUUCCAUAUUACGGUAGUUUGACACAAACGGAUCCUGCUGUGGUGGCCGCCGAGGGUGUGGCCAAGUUCAAGAAGGAGCGAUUUGAUAUCAUCAUUGUCGAUACCAGUGGUCGUCAUCGUCAGGAAGAGGAGCUCUUCACUGAAAUGACCCAGAUUCAGACCGCCGUCACGCCAGACCAGACUAUUCUCGUGCUGGACAGCACGAUCGGUCAAUCUGCUGAGGCCCAGUCAUCUGCCUUUAAGGCCACGGCAGACUUUGGUGCUAUCAUUAUUACCAAGACUGACGGUCAUGCCGCCGGUGGUGGUGCUAUUUCGGCUGUUGCCGCAACCAACACCCCCAUUAUCUUCCUGGGUACUGGUGAGCACAUGAUGGACCUGGAGAGAUUCGAGCCCCGUGCCUUUGUUCAGAAGCUACUCGGUAUGGGUGAUGUCGCUGGACUUGUCGAGCACGUCCAAGCUAUCACCAAGGACUCUGCCGGUGCCAAGGAAACAUACAAGCACAUUGCAGAGGGUAUCUAUACACUCCGUGACUUCCGCGAAAACAUUACAUCUAUCAUGAAAAUGGGUCCUUUGUCUAAGCUGUCUGGAAUGAUUCCAGGUCUGUCAAACAUGACCCAGGGUCUGGAUGACGAGGACGGCUCGUUGAAGCUACGCCGCAUGAUCUACAUCUUCGACAGUAUGACAGCAGCUGAACUGGACGGCGAUGGCAUGAACUUCGUCGAGCAGCCUAGCCGCAUGGUCCGCAUUGCACACGGUAGUGGAACCACCGUCCGCGAGGUCGAGGAUGUUCUAUCCCAACACCGCAUGAUGGCCGGCAUGGCCAAGCGUGUUGGUGGACAGAAGAAACAGAUGCAGCGUGCACAGAAUAUGAUGAAGGGCGGAAACAAGGAUCAGAUGGCCGCUAUGCAGAAGCGUAUGGCUUCCAUGGGCGGUGCCGGUGGUAUGGGCGGUAUGGGUGGUAUGCCCGGCAUGCCCGACAUGGCCAAGAUGAUGCAGAUGAUGGGCGGCGGACAAGGCGGCGGCAUGCCCAACCUUGGAGGCAUGGAUCUGCAGAGCAUGAUGAGCCAGAUGAGUGGUCUGAUGGGUGGUAUGGGCGGUGGUGGUGGCGGUGGUGGACGUGGCAGAGGAGGACGUUAA